Molecule: messenger RNA, 975 nt
Organism: Coccidioides posadasii C735 delta SOWgp
Lineage: Eukaryota; Fungi; Ascomycota; Eurotiomycetes; Onygenales; Onygenaceae
Biological process (GO): base-excision repair, AP site formation
Molecular function (GO): uracil DNA N-glycosylase activity; pyrimidine-specific mismatch base pair DNA N-glycosylase activity
Source: RefSeq, a predicted model, not a curated record
AUGCCGAACGAGGACAUUUCCAGUUCCGCGCCAUUGACCUCUUUCAACGGUGUCCUCGACAAAUAUGUUCACAUCUCGCCAUCUAAGAAUGGACGAGCAGAGCAACAGCCUGCUUCGCCCACCAAAAGAUCAUCACCAUUGAAACGAAAACUCGAAGACGCUGGCAGUGAACCCGGGGGCGAUGUCGCAUCGCUGCUCAGUGAACCCUUCUCGCGGCCCCCGAUAUCCCCAACCCGACGAAUGACCCGGUCUCAAUCCGCCCAAACCCUCGAGAGACCUUGUCGUCCGUCCCCCACGAAACGCACCCGCAGCUUUAAAUCCGCUCCACCGGCCUCCGACCUAGCCACACCAAGCGGCCCGAUCAGCCUGCUGCACGACACCAUUCCCCAAGGCCUUAUUCUUCUCUUUAUCGGCGUCAAUCCCGGCAUCAUGACAGGCCAAACUGGCUUCGUCUACGCCCACCCGUCCAAUCUAUACUGGAAACUCCUUCAUUGGUCGGGCAUAACGAUCCGUCAACAUCCGCCUAGCGAUACGUAUCGGCUUCCGGAGCUGUACGGCGUGGGUAAUACGAACAUCGUGGCGCGCCCGACGCGCGACGCGAGUAUGUUGUCCAAGGCGGAGAUGGAUGCGGGUGUGCCGGUACUUGAAGAGAAAGUGAGGAGAAAUAGGCCCGAGGCUGUGUGUCUGGUUGGGAAGAGCAUCUGGGAAGCAAUUUGGAGGGUGAGGAAAGGGAAGAAUAUUAAAAAGGAGGAGUUUAGGUAUGGGUGGCAGGAUGAAAGUGAGAAUAUGGGAGUGAUAAAGCCGGGAGAAGGAGACAACGAGGAGUGGAAAGGAGCGAGGGUAUUCGUCGCUACGACGACAAGCGGAUUAGCUGCGACCAUGUCUUUGGCGGAGAAGAAAGCGGUAUGGAAUGAGUUGGGAGCUUGGGUAAAGCAGAAGAGAGUGGAAAGGCAUUUUGUGCCUAACGGUAAUUGA